Messenger RNA from Limulus polyphemus (Atlantic horseshoe crab), 1892 nucleotides. RefSeq lists its product as uncharacterized. Gene Ontology annotation, molecular function: protein binding. Lineage: Eukaryota; Metazoa; Arthropoda; Merostomata; Xiphosura; Limulidae. The transcript has 11 exons. The record is from RefSeq and is a predicted model, not a curated record. The annotation marks the transcript as partial.
CAAAGAUGAUGAUGAAGAUGAAGAAGAGGAGGAUGAAAUAACAAGAACAGACUUAAGAGAAUGUACCUGUCAUGUUGUGAAGGUUACCGUGCUUAGUGAAAUGGCUUGGCACUGGAAGAUGAUUGGAAAGAAACAUAUGUCAUUAAUGUAUCUUCUGCAGUCUGGGGAAGCUGCCUUGGAGAACGGAGAAUAUGUUCAAACCACUUUAGUAGUGAAAGAAGCUGUAAAUUUUAUCAAAGAGAUUCAAGAAGAAGAAACUAUACAUAUGUCUUCUACGAAACAGCUGUCCAAUGACUUAACGAGAGCUAAGGUGGAAUGUUAUCGGCUGUUGGCACAGGCAAAGUUGUAUCUCGGGAACAUGGACGAAGGAAUGUGUGAUUUACAGGAAGGUUUACGACUACUUGGUACCAACCUAUCAGAAGUCAGUAAGCACAAUGAUGCCAUACAUUAUGCAACAAAGGCUCUGGAGAGAACAUCACCUGAAUUUGUUUACCUUGAAAGCCGCUGUCUUGGAGUCGCAAGUCUGUAUUCCCUGGAAAAUGGUGACUACCAGUCAGCUAUCAACUAUGCCAACCAUAAGCUAGAUAUGAUGAUCCGUACAUCACCUCCAUUCAAACAGGUAUUAGAAGCUUUUAUUUUGGUGUUUGACUGUUACACUUAUGACCCCAAAAGGAGAAAUAAAACCACAGAAGAAGCAGCAAUGAAAUUAUGUUCGUGGAGAUUUAACAACAAAGAUGUCAUACCUGCUAAUGAGGUUCAAGCCAUCAGCCACACUCUUCAAGCUAUUAUGUUUCUCAAGUUUACCCAAAACGAGUUGAAUGGUGCUAUUGAGAUUGGUUUUCAGGUACUUAAAAUUCUACAGAAAAUUCAUGAUUUAAAUAGGAUAAUUAAAGUUUUGCCCAUCUUAUCACAAGCAGUGAUGUUUAGUAUUAAUCCAAUCAGAUCUGUGGAAUCACUAGUUCAGCUGAAAGAGUGUUCAGUAGAAAUUGAGAACAAUACAGGACUUGCCUUAUAUUAUGGUGGUUUGGCCGAAGUCAUCGUUAAAGAAACAUUCAAAGUUUCUGGAGAAUAUCUUCACGAAUGUAGAGGUUUUGCACAGGAACCUUACAAAGAAGCUCAUUACACCCAUCACCCAGAUGUAGAAUUUUACCUUACUUCAUGUCUGGCCUUAUGGUGUGUUUCAUUUGGGAUGGACUUGAAGACUGAGAUUCGGUUAAAGUGGUACAAAAAAGCUAAGAAGAAGAAGAAAGAUGUUCCAUUGAAGCUGAGAAAGAGUUUCUGGUCUAUUAGUGCAUCCUUCAAUAUGUUAGAGGUUCGCGUUCACCACAUGAAUUCAGACUAUCGAAAUGAUAUCUCCAAACUCCGAUUAGAGAAAAACAACAUACUUAAGAGCCUUAAUGAGUUAACUUAUGAAAUGAGAGAAAGUUUCCCAGUGUUAGAAAUGAAAGUAAACCGUGUAACCAAGGAACUUUCCAAUGUGUGGAACUUCAUCAAAAGUCUGCAUUGACAACUUAGUUGAGAUUUUUAAAAAUCUGAAGAGUGGUGUAUAAUAUAUUAAUAAUAUUCAAUAAUCUUAGCAUGUUAAUGUAUAGGAUGGUUUCAAAAUUUGGUUAAUAUUCCACUUUAAUGUUUAAUAUUUUAUUCAACUAUAAAUAUCUAUUAAAAUACACAUAUUUUUACUAAUGAAAAAUUCUUUGUUCUAACAUUCAGCAUGUUUAAUAUUGUGAACAGGUUUUAAGACAAUUAGAAGUGUAACGAUUUAGUUGAUAGGAGUGGGCCAUCUUCAAGCUCCGUACCGAUCGUGGUAUCAGAUAUAAACACUCAGUGUAAAUGUUCUCUCUUAAUAUUUAUUAUAUUUAUAUAAAUAAAUAUAAAAUAAAAUGAAAACUUAA